AUGGCUACGAACCACCAGAAUCUACAAGAACAGAAGGCUGCUCUUCGCAAAGCCAUCCGAGAAAAAUUGAACAAGCUCUCUACGGAUGAGAUCACACGCCAAUCGACCGUCAUCACGAAUCGUGUAUUGCAAAGUUCAACAUAUCAAAAUGCUCAAUCAUUAGCAAUAUUUCUGUCCAUGCCGGGAAGAGAAGUGUCGACACGUGAUAUAGUUUUACAAGCCUUCAAGGAUGGGAAGGAGGUCUUCAUUCCCUUUCUUCACACAGAAGGCACUUCGAAAUCCAAGAUCAUGUCCAUGAUGCAAUUGCAAGACGAGAAGGACUUCAAUUCCCUCAAGCCAGACGCUUGGGGUAUUCCUUCGCUUUCACCAGAGUCAAUACAACACAGACGGAAUGCUCUUGGGGGAGAAGGUGUUUUGAACGGAGCCGUAGAUAGGCAGGAGGGAUAUCCUAAGCUCCAGUUGAUAUUUAUGCCAGCUGUGGCUUUUGACCAGUCCCGUCAACGACUGGGUCAUGGCAAAGGUUUCUAUGACCGCUACCUCGAAACAUAUAAAACGACUCUGGAGUCUCGCCAUUCUAGCGGUCGGAUGCCAACCCUCGUUGGUCUGGCGCUUCUGCCACAGAUUCUGCCUGUGGGUGAAAAUAUUCCCGUCAACGACAACGACUGGCGUAUCGAUCAAGUGAUUACGGCAGAUCCUGAGAAUGAGUAG
Exophiala bonariae is the source of this 708-nucleotide messenger RNA. RefSeq lists its product as uncharacterized. The coding region runs from base 1 to 708 and encodes 235 amino acids. The transcript is spliced from 3 exons. The record is from RefSeq and is a predicted model, not a curated record. Gene Ontology annotation, cellular component: mitochondrion. Gene Ontology annotation, biological process: folic acid-containing compound biosynthetic process; tetrahydrofolate interconversion. Gene Ontology annotation, molecular function: 5-formyltetrahydrofolate cyclo-ligase activity. Lineage: Eukaryota; Fungi; Ascomycota; Eurotiomycetes; Chaetothyriales; Herpotrichiellaceae.